UUUGAAUUUCUGUCCAUAGAAUGACAAUGGAGACUGCCGAGUUUCUCAGGGGUAAAACCAUUCUCAUAGUUGGCGCCACUGGUUUUCUGGGCAAAGUUUUUGUGGAGAAAAUCCUGCGAGUGCAACCAGAUGUGAAGUGUAUUUAUACACUUAUAAGGUCUACAAAUGAGGAAUCUGCUCGAGCCAAACUACAGAAAGAGGUGAUAUCCAAACAGUUGUUUGGGCUUCUGCGGGAGCAUUACAAGGGAGAAAGGUAUCAGGAAUUCAUGGCAAGGAAACUUGUUCCUGUUGUUGGAGACGUGGCACUCAAUGAUCUCGGAAUCAAGGAGAGCAUAAGGGACGAACUCUUUGGAAAGGUAGAAAUUGUUGUCAAUUCUGCUGCCACUACGAACUUUUAUGAGAGGUACGAUAUUUCCAUGAAAGUCAAUGCAUUGGGAAGUAAGAAUGUCAUCGACUUUUGUAAACAAUGCCGCAACCUUCAUCUUCUCUGCCAUAUCUCAACCGCUUAUGUAAAUGUUGGGAGCAUGGGCGUGGUAAGAGAAGAAGUCGUAAGGAUGGGAGAAAAGGUUUCCUACAGCGGUGGAGAAAUAUCUCUCCCUCAGAUAGAGUCCGAAUGCAAUUUAAUAGAGCAGACAAUGAAAGAACUCAAGAAUGUUUUAGGUGAGGCAUGGUCGGAUGAAAAGGAGUCCAAAUAUAUGAAGGAAUUCGGGGCAGAAAGGGCGAUGAACUUUGGAUGGCCAAACGCUUAUGUUUUCACAAAAGCAGUUGGAGAGUUGAUGGUGGAUUAUUUCAGGGAAGAUAUACCAACUGUUAUCAUUCGUCCAGCAAUAAUUGAGAGUAGCUUAAAAGAGCCAAUCCCAGGAUGGAUGGAAGGCAACAGGAUGAUUGACCCUGUGAUGAUUGGAUAUGGAAAGGGACGAAUCUCAUGCUUCCUUGCUGAUCCUCAACUAGUGCUGGAUGUUAUUCCAGUGGACAUGGUUGCUAAUUGCAUGAUAGCAUCGAUAGCGAGGCACGCAUCACAGCCGGGUCUAUCUGUCUAUCACGUAGCUUCCUCAAAUGUAAACCCAGUGAAGUACAGUGUGGCUGCCGAUGCUGUGUAUAACUACUUUUCAGCACAUCCGUGCACAUCAAAGAAUGGGAGCAUCGUGAGAGUGAACAAACUACGCUCUCUAGAAAGCAUGGCCACCUUCAAACUUUACAUGACUCUCUAUUACCUAAUACCUCUCCAGAUACUUUAUGUUGUGGAUAAGCUUCUACUGGGCUACUUUAGGCUGGAACCGCUCUACAAUAUUCUGCUUCAAAAAUACAGUUUUGCAUUGAAGCUCGCUCAAAUCUACGAACCCUUUCUUUUUUUCAAGGGAGCGUUUGACAUCUCAAACACAGAGGAUUUGUGGAACGAAAUGUCGGAAAGAGAUCAGGAGAAUUUCAACUUUGAUGUUAAGAGCAUAGACUGGAAACACUAUUUCAUGAAAUCUCAUAUUCCUGGACUUGUAAAAUAUGUUAUGUGAGGAUGAGAAUAGGACUUUUGCUUUCUAUUAAUUUUGUUUAUUUUCUAAAUAAAAGGUGGCACACACCUUUCUAUUCAUGUGUCAGCAUGCUAUGUCAUGUUAAUAAAGACAUUAUUGUAAUAAAUUUCAU
Messenger RNA from Cryptomeria japonica (Japanese cedar), 1638 nucleotides. Its product is annotated as fatty acyl-CoA reductase 1. The transcript has 10 exons. The record is from RefSeq and is a predicted model, not a curated record. Gene Ontology annotation, cellular component: intracellular membrane-bounded organelle. Lineage: Eukaryota; Viridiplantae; Streptophyta; Pinopsida; Cupressales; Cupressaceae. Bases 21 to 1508 code for a protein of 495 amino acids. Gene Ontology annotation, molecular function: alcohol-forming very long-chain fatty acyl-CoA reductase (NADP+) activity. Gene Ontology annotation, biological process: long-chain fatty-acyl-CoA metabolic process; suberin biosynthetic process.